Molecule: messenger RNA, 3132 nt
Organism: Lingula anatina
Lineage: Eukaryota; Metazoa; Brachiopoda; Lingulata; Lingulida; Lingulidae
Cellular component (GO): extracellular region
Source: RefSeq, a predicted model, not a curated record
AACUAUUUCUGCCUCUGCAACGCAUCGGAUCUCCUCUCUCUUCGCCUGCCAGUUUGUCCGAGCGUCUUAGCUAAGUGGCUGUCUGGUGAAAUAACAGUCGGAUUUGUUCAAUGAAAAGUGGUUUGAGAGGAACGUGAUAUUAGACGUGAUUAUUUCGAGAAAUAAUUUGAAAACUGCAAAUCAUUCUGGCUAACGUUUAACGAAGAUUUACAUGCGUUUACACGAUCUAGGAUCCGAGUGUUCUUGAGGCGUGUUAAGUAGUGCGGACUUAAUCUGGCAGGUCUCCGGUAAGAUUGUCGGAAGUUCAUUAAUCAGGAUUGUUGUGUAGAGCUCUAUCUUUUUAUUCGAGGUUGAUUUCUCUCUUCAGAAUCCUGAAUAAGCCAGUUGUCACCCCCCUUGUGAGUGAGUCAUCUUAGAGACCUGAAAAUACUAUAUAUAGAUUGACUCGCUAACUUUGCUGGACUGAACUUUGACGUCUCAAAAACUAAGCAUACAUCAGCCGAUCAAGCCACUACGUACGCACAAAGAGCCGGGUUAGUGCACUGUAAAAAGUCCGGAGUACCCAAGUUGAGUAGAGCGGACGCCGGCAUACAUAAAUUGGGACUUAACUAGUUAACGAGACAUUAGGAAGGUGAUCCGUGCACGUCCUUUAGGAUACAAAUAUAUUUUAAGCAAUCACAGGUGCGACACGUAGCCACCGGGCAGCAGAUCGCGGUGUCCUCAAAAGGUGAAUACAAGAACCUGUUGUUUACUUCGUAAGAACAAAAGAACUACUUAAAGGGACUCUUGACUAGUCCAGAAAUUAGGAUAGAUAACUGUGAGAAAGCCCAUCGGGAAAAGGGACGUGUUCAGAAGUACAUUGUAUAAAUUGUUGAAGUCACUCGUCAUCCAGUCUAACUUACUCGUUACGUUUCCACCCUUUAUUGUACUGACGACGAGAUAUUACUGAAGACAGUGACAAAUUGGCUCGUCUGACAGGUGCUCCAGACGAGUGCAAUCGGGAUUGAAGAGAAGACGAAAUCCGCCUCCUACCUCUUAAAUUACGGUUCAAACGCACGGAGACUUGCUUCAGCAGAGCUCCAAGCUACGCGAUACUCGAGGACGUCGACUGAACUCUCUAACUUCAAGAAGUUAUCACUCUCUACAGACAAGAAGUGCAAUUUAGCAACACAGAGUCAAAGGAAAAUGGAUUGUAUACGUGACCAGAGCAACAGUUCUAUACUACGAUUGACAGUGACAUUACUGUUAUGUGUUGUUACUUUAGAAGCCAGAACGUACCACAAUAGACACUGGGAGAAUAAAUUGAUAAAGAAAGGCUACGGUACAGAUAACUGGGUGACCAAAAAUCAUAUCGGAAAGCUGCCUUACGGGAAGACGAAGGGUUGUGAGAAGCGUUUCUCUGUUGUCAGUCCCAAACAUACCAUGUGCCUGAAUGUGCACGUCAAAAGGAAAGAUGGGAUAACCGAAACGGAGAAAAAUCUUAUACUCGAAAGACACAAUUAUUAUCGGGCCAAUGUGGAAAAAUUUAACAACCAGCCCCCAGCUACGGAUAUGAAUAAGUUGGUAUGGGACGACCAACUUUCUGAACUUGCACAGAAGUGGGCCAGUAAUUGUCAUUAUGAUCACGAAGAAAGCGAGAAUAGAAACAUUCCAGGCUGGGCCAGCGUGGGUCAGAAUUUAGGGCGUGGCCAGAGAAACUGGCAUCAGGUGAUGAAGAUGUGGCACGACGAGGUGAACUAUUUCAAGUACGGACGCGGGUCGAUUAAUGGUUACGAGACGGGCCAUUAUACACAGAUGGUGUGGGCAGCUUCCACGAGGAUAGGGUGUGGGUUUGCCCAGUGCAAUGGCACCAAGACAUUUUAUGUUUGCAACUAUGCACCAUCCGGUAACCUCAGGCACAAGGUGAAGACCCCAUACAAAGCAGGACCAACUGGAUCUUCCUGCAAGAAGAACUUCGAUUCAAGAUCUGGUUUAUGCGACUGCGGUGGCAAGGUGUGUAAGAACGGGGGAGAGUUGGACGUGAGCACGUGCCAGUGCAAGUGCAAAGAUACAUGGUGGAUUGAGAAGGGAGGCGAAUGCGACCUUGACUGCUCGAUAGCUUUUGACUUGAAUAUCUGCGCCAGUAGCGGUGGAAAAUGGGGGAAACGCGAGUGCCAGAAGUUUGCGGACGUCCCUUACAGUUUUUGCCCCAUCACGUGCAAGCUUUGUCCAAUGUAUGGCGACGUGUACUACGGUGACCCUGACGCUACCAACAAAGUAACCGACUACGAUUACAGUAAUUACGAUAAUUAUGACUACAAUUACGAAGAGGAGCAGGAGGUCACGAACAGUGCAGAGACCAAGAGAAAAGACGACUAUUUUGACAACGAGCUGCCUUUUGAUUACGAUGAUUCGUCAGACAACGAUUAUAAAUUAUUAGGCCAGGAUCAUUUUGAACCACAGGAGACUACUACUACUACGACGACGACAACAACUCGCCCUACUACCACAACGACUACGCCGACGACAACAACAACAACACCAACGACAACGACAACAACACCAACUACAACUACAACAACACCCAGAACAACAACAACCACGACGCGGAAAACCACCACCACAACUGUAGCGCCGAAACUGCCACCUUCAAAAGAGAGGAUACUACAGUUUUCUAGGCCAGAUCUCCCUAGCUGCCUGAUAGUGGAUCCAGCUAUGUGUGGCCAGCCCGGGUAUAGUUUCUGGCCCAAAGACUACUGUGUCUAUCCAUCCAUCAGGUCAACGUGUCCAGCUAUGUGCAAAACCUGCGCAGCCCGCCAGUGCCAGGAUUACCACGGUAAACGCUACCAGGUGGGCGAGUCGUGGGCCAAUGUCCAUGGGCAGUUCACAUGUACAUACACCGGCGUCACCGUAGAAAAAGGCUGUUACAACAGAGAAAAACAGCGGUUUAUUCCUAAAGGCGGCCAGUACCAAGACGACGAUGAACUGUGCACGUGUAGCUGGCACUCCUAUCUCAGAUGUAAGACCAUCACUUAAUCCCCAGCACGUGCCCCGUGCCUAGUCACCAGUUGUGUUCUCUGAAUGUCACGCAUGUCGGAGACUUUAACAAAUACGCGUUCAAGAGGCGUAUGGUUUACAACAACAGCAAAAAAA